Musa acuminata subsp. malaccensis (wild Malaysian banana) is the source of this 1398-nucleotide messenger RNA. RefSeq lists its product as uncharacterized. The record is from RefSeq and is a predicted model, not a curated record. Lineage: Eukaryota; Viridiplantae; Streptophyta; Magnoliopsida; Zingiberales; Musaceae. Gene Ontology annotation, cellular component: 90S preribosome; cytosolic large ribosomal subunit. Gene Ontology annotation, biological process: maturation of LSU-rRNA. Gene Ontology annotation, molecular function: RNA binding.
CCGUAAGAAACCGGUGCACCGGGCCAACUCCACCCACUUUUAUCUCAGCGUUCGACCAAAACCAGAGCGUUUGAAUCCGCACGUUAGGGUUUCGGGGAGGAGGAGAUCAAGAAUGCCAUCACAGCAGCGGCCCACCCCGGCUUCCAGGGUGGGGCGGGACGCCGUCGCCCGCGCGGUGGACGCCCUUCUCAAGUGGCUCCUCCGCUCCUCCAACACGAAGCGCCGCCUCCACGACGAAGCCGAAGACGACUUCGUUUACCUGGUCCUCACGCUCAAGAAGAUCCCCCACCGCGGUCGCCCCUUCGCCUUCCGCGUCCCCCUCCCCCGCUCCCCCCACUCCUCCGCCUGCCUCCUCGUCGACGACCGCCCCAAGUCCGCCCUCUCCUCCGCCGCUGCCCGCGCCCAAGUCCGCGAUCUCGCACUCCCCGUUUCCAACGUUCUGGGCCUCUCCGAGCUCCGCUCCCUCUGCCGCUCCCCCGAGGCUCGCCGCUCCCUCGCGGACUCCCACGACCUCUUCCUCGCCGACAGCCGCCUCGCCCCCCUCUUCCCUUCCCUCCUCGGUAACCUCUUCUUCAGCAAGAAGAAGAAGAAGAAGAAGAGCAAAAACAAGACCCCCGUGCCGCUCGACCUCGCCCUCCGCUCGUUGCCGGAGGAGCUCCGGCGGGUAUGCGGGUCGACGCUGUUCCAUCUGGGGCCGGGCACUUGUAGCCUGGGCAAGGUGGGUCGGGCUUCCCUGGGGAGGGAUGAGGUCAUCGACAACGUGUUGGCCGCGAUCGAGGGCGUCGUCGGGCACGUGCCGAAUAAGUGGAAGAACGUGAAGUGCCUUCAUCUGAAAGCGACCGCGUCGUUGGCAUUGCCCCUCUACCGGGCGACGCAGUUCGGUAUCAGAACUGAGGGUUCCGACGAUGAGAAGGAGGAGGAGGAGGAAGAACGAGGUGCCGAAGAUGAGCACGAACAAGAUGAGGGUGCGCUCGAUGUCAUCGGCGAUGAGCAAAACAGGAAGAAGAGGACCAAGAACAAAUCAGAGAAGACGAAGACCAACGAUGCGUCGGCGAUCAAGAGAAGGAAGGUUAAACAUGGCACCGAGUGAUCGAAUUGAUUGACAGACUUGGAGUCCAAGUGAAUUCAACAUAUGAUCAUCAGAGUUUGUACUGAUCCAGGUUGGUUGUUCUUGUCAAUCCCUGCUCUUUCUUUCCAUUGUGAUCAUUUCACUGCUCAGUUUGGCUUGCAUGUGCGAGUAGAGUAAUCUUGCCUUCUUCUCUUCAUGAGAGAGCCUUACAGCUAGUUUAGAAUCUUGUGAAAUGCAAGUUCCUAACGAGCUACAUUUAUUUUGGUUGUUCACUUCAACAUCAUCUUUCUGGUUCGAUAUGAAUGAAUUAUAAGUGAUUUGCAAGUUAA